This is a messenger RNA of Prosopis cineraria, 1476 nucleotides long. RefSeq lists its product as uncharacterized. The record is from RefSeq and is a predicted model, not a curated record. Lineage: Eukaryota; Viridiplantae; Streptophyta; Magnoliopsida; Fabales; Fabaceae. Gene Ontology annotation, molecular function: hydrolase activity, acting on ester bonds.
UUCUCAUAAAUCUCAUCUCAGGACUUCCUCCCUCCGUCGUGGGCGCCUCGGUGCCUCACCCGCUUGCCUGUACAGCACUCAAUCGCUUCCUUCAUCUCUCAAUAUCACAAUAUCCGCCUUCACGUCGGUCUCCCUCUCUCGCUUCGCCUCUCAGUCACCUACGACAAGUACUCAAUCGCUUCCUCGGCCUCUGACCUCUCAAUCUCCAUCUUCGUCUCAAUCUUUCCCUCUAGCUUAGCCUCUCAAUUGCCUGUCUCUCUUGGCACUCAGUUACUUCCUUCACCUCUCGAUCUCUCAAUCUCCGGCCGUCACUCAAGGUUCACCCCCGUACGACUCCGUCCACUGCUUCAUUAGCUUUUUGCUCGUGAUUUGUAUCUGGAAAGUCAGGAAUCUCGCUUCAUCUCAAUCAGUCUAUUGCUUCAUGCACCGACAUCAUAACGUCUCAAGUCUAGACAUCGCACAAAUUUGAGGGGCAGUGAUGAUCAAACUGUUUGAUGCCCACUGUCACCUGCAGGACUCCAGAAUCUUUAGCAAGACCCCCCAAUUAAUCAAGGCUGCCCAAGAUAUUGGGGUCGCUUGCUUUGCCGUUAAUGGAGUUUCCGAGAAAGACUGGCACUUGGUUAAGGAGAUGAGCGAAAUCCAUCCUUCUGUCAUUCCCUGCUUCGGUCUUCAUCCAUGGUUUGUUGCAGAGAGGAGCCCCAACUGGUUCAAGACCUUGAAAGAAUACUUUGACGCUACACCCUCUGCUGCAGUCGGAGAGAUUGGUGUGGACAAGGGAUCUCAUGGAAGGCAGAUUGAUUUCACAGAGCAGGUUCAAGUAUUACGGCAGCAACUUGAACUUGCAAAAGACUUGAACAAGCCAGCAUCUGUACACUGUGUUCGGGCUUUUGGUGACCUUCUAGAGGUGAUGAAGUCCAUUGGGCCUUUCCCUGCCGGUGUCAUUCUUCAUUCCUACCUAGGUUCUGCUGAGAUGGUUCCUGAAUUUUCCAAGCUUGGUGCUUAUUUUUCCUUCUCUGGGUUCCUUAUGUCGCUUAAAGCGAGCAAGGCAAAGAAAAUGUUGAAGAUGGUACCAUCUGGUAGGAUUUUAUUAGAGACAGAUGCACCAGAUGCUCUGCCGAAUUCAAACAUAGAUUCUCUCUUUUUCAUUGAAGGAGAUGCUUCACUCUCUGAACAUAUACGUGGACAAGCAACUCCGUCAACUUCUAGCUCCUCCACAGAUGCUUCAGUGUUGCCAAAAGAAACACUUAAUCAUCCAGCAAACAUUCGCAACGUGCUUGAUUAUGUUGCAUCCAUGUUGGAGAUUUCUAAAGAAGAACUUGCUGAACAAAGUUACCACAAUGCAGUCCGCCUAUUCUCAUAUGAAGGUUCCAAAGUCCUUCAAAUGUAAACAAAAUCAGGACGAGGUUAUAGUCUUGUAGAUUGAUCCAAGAGUUCUUGUACUGCUUUUAUAUGCGAGUAAUCUGUCAGAUUUAGUUA